Aspergillus affinis is the source of this 924-nucleotide messenger RNA. RefSeq lists its product as uncharacterized. The transcript is spliced from 3 exons. The record is from RefSeq and is a predicted model, not a curated record. NCBI's taxonomy places the organism in Eukaryota, Fungi, Ascomycota, Eurotiomycetes, Eurotiales, Aspergillaceae. Bases 1 to 924 code for a protein of 307 amino acids.
AUGCCAGCACGGCGUGUGGCCACAGGAAGUCCAGUGCCAUUUGAAAAACGGAGCCCAUCGGCUGGUUUCCCAUUAGCAAACCGUGCAGAUCAGCGAGGCCGUUCAGCAGUAGCCCGACCUUAUCCAUCAACUCACGGAGAUGCAAUGGCCCAAGCAACUCCAGCAACCUUUACCCAGACUGAAGAUCUAUUCCAAUGGGUUACUAUGCCAACGGGACUUCCACUGUAUGUAUGUCGGCCGCAGUAUGGAGACCGAAUCCACGCAGAUGCUCGGCAGGAUACAGAGAAAGAAUUGCAACAGUUCUACCGACCCGUGGCAUACCAGCAGAUUUUUCCAUCCCGCCAGGGCUCCCAUUAUAUCCCCAUUAUCGGCGAGGAAGACAUCCCAUUCAGUACUCCUGACACGAUCGAUCAGGCGCUACAGGAGGUCGAGACUUGGGCAUUAGCCAGUACCGAUAAUACGCUGAAAAGUAUCGAGUCCGAUAAGGGAUAUUUCAGCGAGACCAAGGCAGACCGGCUACGAUAUUCUUCCGGAUUCCUGCUUCCGUCAUUCCCCCCCACAUCGUCCGUGCGAAUUAACAGCCAGGAGUUACAGCCACUAGUUGCCACCCCCCGGAAUCGCCGUACGGGCAAGUCGUUCCAGGAACAGUUAGCGUCCAUAGUACAGGCAUUCAUGGUACAGGGGACAGCCGGGCCCAUGCAGACGCUGCUGGAUUGGCAGACAUACGGGCUCAAAAUCCAUUACAAUACUACUGCCGCGGGACAUAUUACCUGGCACAGUAACGAGGAGAUCGGAUACCAGCACAUCCAGUUUACUAUAGGCGAUUUCCGCGGCUUCGUACAUGGGCUGGUCGGGGUCACCCAGCAGAAACUGUAUGAUAUCCUUGGCGUCAGCCAGACUCACGAGCUGCCAGUCAUCCCGUGA